This is a messenger RNA of Musa acuminata subsp. malaccensis (wild Malaysian banana), 2777 nucleotides long. RefSeq lists its product as uncharacterized. Gene Ontology annotation, biological process: nuclear membrane organization. Gene Ontology annotation, cellular component: nuclear envelope. The record is from RefSeq and is a predicted model, not a curated record. NCBI's taxonomy places the organism in Eukaryota, Viridiplantae, Streptophyta, Magnoliopsida, Zingiberales, Musaceae.
GUCAGCGGUUGUGGAGGCGCCGUCAUGGUCGACGUCUUAAAAGACCGCCGGUCCGUGUCUUGCUGCACGCGACCCGCGCCGACUUCCAACGCAGCCCUCGAUCCUUUCUUGGCUAUCUGCCCGGCGACGAAAUCUCUGUUGGUAGUCAAACCACGGCUUCUCCUCCUUCCCUCUCCACAGCAACCCCCCCUUCUCUACGUCAAUCGAGGAGCCCGACUCUUUCCUCUCCACUCGCCGUUCUUCCCCUUGCCCUCAUUCCGCAAUGGCCUCUCUCUUUAGAGCUGGUCGCCAGGCGGAGGAGCGGGGGUCUGGCGGGAAGAUCCUCCGCGUCCGUCGACGAUCACCCCCGCGGUCCGCCCCCUACGCGCGCCCUCCCCCUCCUCCUCCCCCCGCUUCCACGGGCAGCCCGAGGUGGCUCCUCGGCCUCAUCUCUGGCGCUGGCAAGUUCAUCUCCUCCGUGUUUCGCUCCGAUGGCAGCUCACCCUCCUCCUCCUCUUCUUCAGAUCACUCCUCGUAUGAAGACUGCAGUCCACGAUUCAAUGAACCGGAGGAUAUUGAUAUGCCUAAAGAACUUCAUGGAUUGAAUCAAGACCUGAAGAAACCAGAGUUGAUUACUGACUACACGGAAGGAUCUUGUGCAGUUGUCGGAACAAGUAAAACCAAACUUGCCAUUGAGAAGUUGCUUAGGCAGGAGACUUUCUCGAGGUAUGAAUGCGACAGACUGACAAAGUUGAUAAAAUCGCAAGUUAUCGAAUCCCCGUCAGAACUUGUUCAGGAAGGUGCUGAAAGAGGCAGCAAAGACAUGGACUCUUUGGGAGAUUGGCGAUCUUUGAAGCAGUAUAUGGAAUUACCUGAAUCAUUUCAUUGCUCUCCUGUUCUGAGUUCUCUUUCCCCUAGGACUCCCGCUUUUAGAAAGUGCACACCUGAUAUCCACAGUGCAGCAGUUAUGGAGGCCAAGAAAUGGUUAGAUGAUAAAAAACUGUUACCAAGCACCAAAGUUGAUCCUGUGUGUGGACCUUGCACUUCAGACACUGAUAUGCUUCCUUAUGAUGUCCAUGAUAAAGUUGUCUCGCCAGUGGAUUUGGCUAAAAUGUACAUGAGAUCCCUUCCUUUUUGGCAAUCUCCAUGUUCUGUUAGUAGUGGCCUCAAGAUGCCAGUUCCUAGCAAGGUUGAUUUUGGCCCGGAUGACAUCCCCCACACAACAGCCAGCCAUUCUUUGCCCCCAUUCAAGGAUUUUAAGAGGAAGUAUUGCUCUACCAGAUUGUGGGGAAGUCCGAAUGACAACCGUAGAGUCCGUCUGAAACUGACAGAAAAGAUGCUGGAGAGUCAAGGGCCCAGACAUAUUGAUUUGCUGAAAAAUAUAUAUCAAAAUGAAACUUCAAAGUUCACAUCAGCAGUAGAUGCGGGAAGUCGAGAUGUUUUAGGAGCGAAAAAUUUUUCGUGUACGUUUCAAGCUGCGGAAAUUUCCAGUGCUCCUGCUAAGUCAUCUGUGGAUUUGCUUGUUGAAUAUCAAUGUUCAGAGGAUGCUCCCCAAUUACCCGAUGGAAAAACUGUCAAAUCAAGCCAUCAAACAUCAACAGACAAUUCCCCUUCCGUGAUCAUAGCUUCAGAGCCUGAAGAGGCAGUUGAAGCUGUAGAAUCAACCAAGGAAACUGCAUGUCCAACUAUCAGUCCUUCAGAUCGCAGUGAAACCAAGAUAGAGGGUGAACCAAGUUUACCUUUUGCUUUCAAUGAAGAUAAGGUAAUCAGCGUUUGCAUUGCUUAUUCUACUAAGGAUGUCAUAGAGGCUUCGCAGACCAAAGAGCUAGAAGACAUUGUUGACAGUGACGUUGCUCGUGAAUCUCUUAUUUCAGCUUCCACACCAAUGGAGUAUGGUGGAGCCCUGAUGCCUGAAAAAGUAGAGGUACAAGAGGGCAUCAAUUCCACAACAUUGGGUUAUGCUGAUGAUAUCGCCAAUCUUGACAAUAAUGUUCAAACUUGCAUCACAAACACAAUUCCUACAGUUUCUGGCAUUCUGGAGGCCAACAACACUGAAGAAUUGAAUCUAGAUUCAGUUACAAAGCCGCAGGAUGGAGAUAUUUAUUCAGAACAUGAGGCAAAAGGAUUGACGAAUGAAUUCUCAACCAAUGGCGGAUCUGCCGAGUUAAAUCCCGCCUCACAGUCCUUUUGUGAGGAAGUUCAAAGUUGUAUCCACCUUAGCAAUGGGGAGGAGACAACAGGCAAUUCUGAAGAAACCUGUGAGCUUCCAAGUGAAGCUGCUAUCAACAAGGAGGCUGCUCAUGAUAUGGACAGUAUCAUAGGCAAAUCUGAAAACGGUACGAGGAUGAGAUCAGUCGAGAGAGUCCUAAUUGAACGUGAGCCUGAACCUAGCAGCCAUACAACAGUAAAGGGAGGAAGAGGAAGAGGGCGAGGGCGAGGGCGAGGGCGAGGGUGGGGGCGGAGGCGGGGUCGGGGUCGGGGUCGGGGUCGGGGGCGUGGACAUGGUUCAAGUGACAACCCGCAAUAGCGGGCCCUGUCGUCGGAUGCUUUGUCACACCAAAACAACAAGUUGUUUGGCAUCCAUUCCCAGGGUAGGUGCCUGUAUCCACGUAAUGUGCUGUCAUCUCAUUUCCACUUUCAUCAGCUUAAGGCAAGAGUUAGAUCUGUCGUCGGAUCUCAUCUUUGCGUCUGUAAUAUUUUAUGGUCGAUCGCCUUCAACACCCACAAAUCACUUGAAACAUCUUGGUUUGUUACUCUUUCGGCAGCUUAAUUAUCAUACUGAAUAGUGGUCUUGGUCA